AUGAUCAAAGGCGGAGGCGUGUCCUGGUGUGUAGCUAUGCAGAGUUGUCCUGUGAUGGCUGAUGGCGUGUCCGCAGAUACAGGGCUGACUGCGGUAGGCGAAGUGUUUCAAGUGCCGGACUGGACAACGCUGACCAAGCUACCGUACCACCCCGCACACGCCCGUGUCAUGGGCGACCUUUACACACGUCAAGGUCAGCCGUGGGAGCUUUGCCAGCGAGGAUUCUUGAAGCGAAUGAUAGCCGAUGCUGCUGCCCUGGGCUUCGAAAUCAAGGCCGCAUUCGAGCCUGAGUUUUACAUUUUACGGCGGAACAGUACCACCGGAGAGCUGAUGUCAGUUGAUGAUGAUGUGUACGCUGCUGUGAUGGCCAUGGACAAGAUGGCGCCUGUGUUGGACGAGAUUGCAGACGCCCUAAGCGAGCAGGGACUGAUAGUAGAGAUGUGCCACCCGGAAGCAGGUCCGGGACAGCACGAACUGACUGUCAAGUACACCGAUGCGUUAGGUGCGGCAGACCAACAUAUCAUCUACAGAGAGACUGUGAAAGCCGUUGCGUACAAGCACGGCCUGGUAGCCACCUUUGUGCCCAAGCUACACUCUGACAAGUGCGGGUCAGGAAAUCAUCUGCACAUCAGUGUGUGGAAGGGCGGUGUCAAUGUCAUGUCAGACAACUCUCAUCUUGUGGAUUCCCGCACGGGCAGCAAUGACAGUGGCCUGAGUGAGACCGGCCAACACUUUGCAGCAGGAGUGCUGCACUCACUCGCAGGACUCAUGCCGCUCAUUUGCCCGUCCACCAACUCAUACAGACGUUUGCUGCCUAUGCAUUGGUCUGGAGCGUACCGCGUGUGGGGCAUUGACAACAAGGAAGCCGCCGUGCGCGUCCCAACCAAUCCACACCCUAAACCCUAUCCCACAAAUAUCGAAGUGAAACCCUGUGACAACUCCGCUAACCCGUAUCUGGCCUUGGGAGGCGUGAUAGUCGCUGGUCUCGACGGUAUCAGACAACGACGGCCUUUGCCACAGCGCAUGGAUGUGGAUCCGGCUACACUGUCAGAGUUGGAAAGAGAAGUCGCUGACAUACAGCGACUACCCGAGACGUUAGUAGCCGCCGUUAAGGCUCUGCAGAAAAACGAAGUACUGAAGCAAGCGUUGGGAGAGCCACUACUAAAAGCUAUCGUGGGGGUGCGUCUGGCUGAGUGGAAUGCUAUGCACGAUAUGACGCUGAAGGAGGAGACUAAACUGCUGUUGAAUAGAUACUAG
Molecule: messenger RNA, 1257 nt
Organism: Sphaeroforma arctica JP610
Lineage: Eukaryota; Ichthyosporea; Ichthyophonida
Exons: 9
Coding region: 1-1257 (418 amino acids)
Molecular function (GO): glutamine synthetase activity
Source: RefSeq, a predicted model, not a curated record